UGCCCGCGCCUCCGCGCGUCCUCUGUCGUGAUUGGGCGGCGCCGCCGUCGCGCGGAGGGCGGCCGCUGCGUUUCGAUUGGCCGCGCGGCCGUCACGUGGGCGCGGAGUUUUCGCGCCACUCGCCGUGAGGGGAAGGCGGUGGCGGGAAAAGGGCGGGAGCGGCUGUGAGGGGAAAUCGCGAUCCUGAGGGGAAAUCCUGAUCCUGAGGGGAAAUCGCGAUCGUGAGGGGAAAUCGCGAUCCUGAGGGGAAAUCGCGAUCGUGAGGGGAAAUCGCGACCCUGAGGGGAAAUCGCGAUCCUGAGGGGAAAUCCUGAUCCUGAGGGGAAAUCGCGAUCCUGAGGGGAAAUCGCGGCCGUGAGGGGAAAUCGCGAUCCUGAGGGGAAAUCGCGAUCCUGAGGGGAAAUCGCGAUCCUGAGGGGAAAUCGCGAUCCUGAGGGGAAUAUCGCGACAGAGACCCGCGACAGCAGCGGCCGCGCCAUGGCCCCGCGCGACUACGACAGCGAGAAAGAGAAGGCGAAGCGCUUCUUUCAGGAGUUUUACCGGGAUGGACCCGACGGCCGCAAGGAGUUCCCGUACCGGGAGCAGCUGGCGCUGCUGGCCCGGCGGGAGCGGGUGGCCCUGUGGGUGGCUCUGGACGACGUGGCCGAGGACGAGCCCGAGCUGGCCGAGGCCGUGGUGGAGAACGUCCGGCGCUACGGCCGCGUCUUCUCGGACGCCGUGCACGAGCUGCUGCCCCAGUUCGGCUCUGCUGAGGCCGCCCCCCGGGACCCCCUGGACGUGUACCUGGAGCAUCGGCUGCUGCUGGAGCAGCGGGGCCGGGCCGGGGGCGCCCCCCGGACCCCCCAAAAUCAGUACCCCCCUGAGCUGCUGCGGCGCUUCGAGCUGUAUUUCCGCGCCCCGUCCUGCUCCAAGCCUCUGUCCCCGCGGGAGCUGCGCGCCGGCAGCAUCGGGGCCCUGGUGACCGUGCAGGGGAUCGUCACCAGGGCCAGCGAGGUGCGGCCGCUGCUGCGCGUGGCCACCUACAGCUGCGACCAGUGCGGCGCCGAGACCUACCAGCCGAUCGAGGGCCCGACCUUCACGCCGCUGCUGCUGUGCCCGAGCCGGGAGUGCCAAACCAACCGCUCGGGGGGACGGCUCUACCUGCAGAGCCGCGGCUCCAAAUUCACCAAAUUCCAGGAGCUGCGCAUCCAGGAGCACUCGGACCAGGUGCCCGUGGGUCACCUGCCGCGCUCGCUGUCGCUGCACCUGAGCGGCGCCAACACGCGCCAGGCCCAGCCCGGCGACCACGUCCGCGUCACCGGCGCCUUCCUGCCCCUGCUGCGGCCCGGCUUCCGGCAGGUGACACAGGGCCUGCUGUCCGAGACCUUCCUGGAGGGGCACCACCUGGCCAAGGUGAACAAGAGUGAGGAGGAGGAGGGGGAGGGAGCGGAGCUGAGCCCCGAGGAGCUGCAGGAGAUCACGGGCACAGGUGAGGAUUUCUACGGGAAGCUGGCGGCCUCCAUCGCCCCCGAGAUCUUCGGGCACGAGGACGUGAAGAAGUCGCUGCUGCUGCUGCUGGUGGGCGGCGUGGAGAGGAGCCCCCGCGGGAUGCGCAUCCGGGGGAACAUCAACAUCUGCCUGAUGGGGGACCCGGGCGUGGCCAAGUCGCAGCUGCUGACGUACAUCGACCGCCUGGCGCCGCGCAGCCAGUACACGACGGGCCGCGGCUCCUCGGGCGUGGGGCUGACGGCGGCCGUGCUGCGCGACCCGCAGAGCGGCGAGCUGGCGCUGGAGGGCGGCGCGCUGGUGCUGGCCGACCGCGGCGUGUGCUGCAUCGACGAGUUCGACAAGAUGGCGGAGGGGGAGCGCGUGGCGCUGCACGAGGCGCUGGAGCAGCAGAGCGUGGCCGUGGCCAAGGCGGGCGUGGUGGCGUCGCUCAACGCGCGCUGCGCCGUGCUGGCCGCCGCCAACCCCGCGCUCGGCCGCUACGACCCGCGGCGCAGCCUGGAGCACAACCUGCAGCUGCCGGCCGCGCUGCUCUCGCGCUUCGACCUGCUCUGGCUGCUGCAGGACCGGCCCCAGCGCGACCGCGACCUGCGGCUGGCCCAGCACAUCACGUACGUGCACCAGCACUGCCGGGAGCCCCCGAGCGCCUUCCGGCCCCUGGACAUGAAACUCAUGAGGCGGUACCUGUGCGCGUGCCGGCGGCGCUGCCCGCGGCUGCCCGAGGCGCUCGGCGAGUUCCUGACGGCCGCGUACGUGGAGCUGCGGCGGGAGCGCGGCCGCGGCCUCUACACCUCUGCCAGGACCCUGCUGGCCGUGCUGCGCCUGUCCACCGCCCUGGCGCGGCUGCGUCUCGGGGCGGUGGUGGAGAAGGACGACGUCACUGAGGCGCUGCGGCUGCUCGAGGCCGCGAGAGACUCACUGCGGGGCGACUCCGAGCCCGUUCCGAGGUGCCCGCGGCCGUCGGAGGCGAUUUUCGGGGUCCUGCGGGAGCUGGGGGGGCCCGGGGGGCGCUCGGUGCCCCUCCCCCACGCGCUGGAGGUGCUGGGGGCGCGCGGCUUCACCCCCGCCCAGGUCAGCGCCGCCCUGGCCGAGUACGAGGGGCUGGACGUGCUGCAGGUGAAUCCCGCCAGGACACGCGUCACCUUCGUCUGAAAAACACAAAAAAUACCCCAAAAAAUCCGUGAGUUUGGGCAAAACUGCGAAAACCCCGCAAAAAUCACACAAAAAAUGGCCAAACUACCCCCAAAAAACGGCCAAAAUUCCCCAAAAAUCCCGAAUUUUGGGGGCUGGACGUGCUGCAGGUGAACCCAGGGAGGACACGCAUCACCUUCGUCUGAAAAACACAAAAAUACCCCAAAAAAUAAGUGAGUUUGGGCAAAACCGCGAAAAUCCAAAAAAAACGGCAAAACCCCCGCAAAAAACGGCCAAAAUACCACAAAAAUCCCGUAUUUUGGGGGCUGGACGUGCUGCAGGUCAACCCAGGGAGGACACGCAUCACCUUCGUCUGAAAAUACCUAAAUCAACCCAAAAUAUCCGGGAGUUUGGGCAAAACAGCGAAAAUUCCAUAAAAAACGGCGAAAAUACCACAAAAAAAUGGCCAAAAUCCCCCCCAAAACGGCCAAAAUCCUGAAUUUUGGGGGCUGGACGUGCUGCAGGUGAACCCAGGGAGGACCCGCAUCACCUUCGUCUGAAAAUACCAAAAUCAACC
Molecule: messenger RNA, 3193 nt
Organism: Taeniopygia guttata (zebra finch)
Lineage: Eukaryota; Metazoa; Chordata; Aves; Passeriformes; Estrildidae
Gene: MCM7
Product: minichromosome maintenance complex component 7
Biological process (GO): DNA replication; DNA strand elongation involved in DNA replication; DNA replication initiation
Cellular component (GO): MCM complex; nucleus
Molecular function (GO): single-stranded DNA binding; ATP binding; single-stranded DNA helicase activity
Source: RefSeq, a predicted model, not a curated record